AUGAGUGCGGGCCAAGAGUCUAGUCUUCGAUACCUCUUUGCCGAAGCUAAGUCGAAGAGUGAUGCGCUUGGGUCCUUCACAUCCGCGAGUGAUUCUGCGUAUCAGGAAAAUGUCCUCGCCGCGAUAGAGAGCCUCGAGCAAUGCAGGAAGCUUGCGCGUCAAAUUUCCCUCUUCAGUCCGAAUGAGGAGUUCGAGGAUAUCGCAUCCACUGACCUGCCAUAUCUCAUGAUAGAUUACCGUCUAGGGGACCUCAUUCUAAAAGAGAACAACCAAAGUCGGAAGGGCACUCUAGAAAGAGCCCAGGAAGCUUUCGCGAGAUUCUUGCGCCUGUUGGACACAUAUCGAAUACUCUCGAAGACCGACAGCGAGCUCUUCGAAAGAUACCUUGAGAAUCAGAAUGGCUUUGCAGUAAUACGGAGCAAUGACCCCUCGACAAGGAGAGACUCGAAAAUAAAGAGGUACAAGGAGGAAAAGAGCUUGAAAGUCAAAUUGGAUCAUUUGGCACAAAUUUCAACAGCCUCGGAGCAGGAUGAUAGUUCAAUUCGAGAUCUCUACCACGCUGAGGCCGAAAUCAGUACGUACAAAGCAUUUGAGAGUCUUGAUACCAUCGCACAAGAGCUCAAGAUUCUGGCCUUGAUGCCACAAUCUCCACCGCCUGGACUAGGGAAGAGCGAGCUCGAUUACCGGGAACGAAACGGCCUGCACAAGGAUGGUUAUUCCGAUCGCCUUGACCCCUCUCUAUCUGAAAUGUAUAGGAAAGGCAAGGCAGGACCCAUUCUGAACAAAGACGGAAAACCACUCCAGCCGUUCACAUUGCUAGAUAGCAGACAGAGGCUACAAAAUGGUGUUUUCGGACCUGAUCAUUCCCUUCCAACAAUGACUAUUGAUGAAUACCUAGCCGAGGAGAGGAGAAGGGGCGGUAUCAUUGAUGGGGGAGCAGAAAACUCCGUCACUGCCGCUCAGCUCGAUGAGGAUGACGUGGAUAAAGCUGAGGCCGAAACGAUGAAGGCCCGAGAGUGGGACGAAUUCGUUGAAGCAAAUCCAAAAGGUAGUGGAAAUACUAUAAAUCGUGGCUAG
Messenger RNA from Bacidia gigantensis, 1077 nucleotides. RefSeq lists its product as uncharacterized. Lineage: Eukaryota; Fungi; Ascomycota; Lecanoromycetes; Lecanorales; Ramalinaceae. Gene Ontology annotation, molecular function: protein phosphatase 2A binding. Gene Ontology annotation, biological process: regulation of dephosphorylation; regulation of signal transduction. The record is from RefSeq and is a predicted model, not a curated record. Gene Ontology annotation, cellular component: cytosol. Bases 1 to 1077 code for a protein of 358 amino acids. The transcript is spliced from 3 exons.